Molecule: messenger RNA, 761 nt
Organism: Dendrobium catenatum
Lineage: Eukaryota; Viridiplantae; Streptophyta; Magnoliopsida; Asparagales; Orchidaceae
Exons: 1
Coding region: 97-606 (169 amino acids)
Source: RefSeq, a predicted model, not a curated record
AUAAUAAUAUUCAUUCAACCAAAAUUUCUCUCUCCUCCUCCUCCGUCCAUAGAAAGAAGAAGACGUUGUCGUUGUUGUUGUUGUUGAAAGCCAGCCAUGGGAUCUCUCGUCGACAACAACCAAAAGAAAACCUUCUUCCCUUCCAAGCCAAUGAAAGACGAGCUCCCAAUCUCUCAAUCCCCCAACAAAGAAAGCCACCUGAUCGGUCUCCGCCGCAGAAUCAUCUCCUCCUUCUCAGUAAAAAUCCAACCUUUAUCCUCCUCCGCCGUCAGCUCAUGGGCAUCGCUUCGCCGCUCGAAGUCGGCGCCGGAGUUGAUCGAAGAGUUUGGCGGAGGUUCGGUUCGGAGAUGGUGGGAAUGGAGCUGGAGCUGGAUACUCUCGAAGAAGCCGGGGUUCGCGAGAGAUCUGGAGAUGAACGAGGAGGAGACGGCGAUGCUCGGUUGCGAUAACAAAGGGAGCCUUCGCCAUCUGUUUCAUAGGAUUAGAUCUGAGCUAAGGAAGCUUGUGCAGGCGAAGACGCUUCCGACGACGCAAUGCGGGUUCAGGUAUGAUUCUUUCAGUUACGCGCAGAAUUUUGAUGAAGGGAAUGCCAGGGGGGAGAUGUGAAGGGGAGGAUGGGAGGGACGGUUAAGUUGUAAUAUUCACAUUUGUUUGUUGCUCGAUGAUUUUUUUUUUGGGUAAGAUCUAUGUCUUGAUUAUUAAAUUGGUGAACUAUUGGUGUGGACAUGUUUGAUAUAUAUAUAAAGAUGGAGAUUUAAUUA